GCGGAUUGUCACAUCUAGGCGGCGACACAGAGUCCCUUUUCUCUAAAAACAACAACAUUUCACCUUUCUUUCUUUUAGUCAAAAUGCUUGAGCACGUUUGAGUGACCAUGGAGUGCGUUUGCCGUCAGGUAGUUGAGAGUUAAUACGGCGAGAAUAUUGGGAGAAGGAAACUUUUCAAGGAAUCCAAGGAGCUACAGUUGGAAACAUGGCUGUUCGCGAAGAAGGAGAGGUUUUGCACAGUAAAAUCAGGCACCACGAUGGGGUUGCCAAUGCAAACAGCACAGAGAGCUUCAGGAACGGCUAUGUGAAGAGCUGCGUCACCCCUUUAAAACAAGUCCAUCAAAGGGGAUUUUUGUUUAACGUCUGUAGGUUUUGCAUUGAGGACAUUCUGAAUUCAAAAAUAUUUAGAAUUUCUGGCCUAUACCUGGGUGCAUUCGCAAUUUUUGCAGUUUCGUUGCUUAUUUCCAGGAGCUUGCAAAGUGACUUCAGCUUUUGGGAUUUGCGGACUUUUCUGUCGGGCUUCUCUCAGUCCAUCAGCCCUCUCUUUAGCAUAGGCUGUGCAUUCUUCUUUUUGACCUUUUAUUUAAGGAGGAAAAAGAGGGAAAGUAAUAAAUGUUGGCUUGUGUCACUGCCAGCAUCAUGUUACUUAGGGGAUUUUUUUGUUUUGCGGUUUUUGCAGUGGGGAGAGGACCAACACCAGAUGCAAAUGAUUGGCAGGUUGUUAUUCGUGUUGGGGUGUGUGGGUCUCCUAACACUGAUCCCCACUUUGAAACUCAAACACAGUGUUCUGAUCCUGGUGUUUGCCAGUGUUGUGUGGUUGGUGUCUUUCACCAGUCUGAGCUGUCUGCCUGCACUCCUGAGACCCGUGUUUGCGUGUUUGGCGGGUGUCUCAGGCUCGCUCUUGUCUCUCUGUUUUGACCAUUAUUACCCGUCGAGGGAAACGCCGAAUAGGAUCUCCAGCAACGAGGAGAAAGUCCCUGUGAUCAGACCCAGGAGAAGGUCCAGUUGUGUUUCUUUGGGGGAAACGUCGACCAGCUAUUAUGGCAGCUGUAAAAUGCCUCGCAGACCUUCAUUACCGUGCAUAUCCAGAGAGCAGAUGAUCCUAUGGGACUGGGACCUGAAGCAGUGGUACAAGCCCCAGUAUCAGGGAGCGGUAAGUGGUAACGGAGUGGACCUGUCGGUCAUCAACGAGGCCAGGAACAUGGUGUCUGACCUGCUGAUGGACUUGUCCCUGUCGCCACACACCGUCUCGUCCCUGCGCAGUGUCAGCAGCCUCAUGGGGACCUUCUCUGGCUCCUGUCGGCCCAGGGUCAACCCCUUCACCCCCUUCCCAGGUUUCUACCCCUGUACCGAGGUGGAGGACCCUGCAGAGAGGGGCGACAGGAAGCCCCUGAAGGGUCUUAGCAGCAGGAACAGCCUACCAACCCCCCAACUCCGCCGCGGCUCCACCUCCUCCCCUCUCCCCCCUCUGGAGUCGGCCUCCUCCCGCUGGGAACGCAACAACGGCAAGAGACCGGGACCCCACCCUGACCUCAAUAUGACCAGCACGGGUUCUCUGUCCAAUGGGCCCAAUGCUAACCUGCUGACCAUCCCUAAGCAGAGGUCCUCCUCUGUGACCCUGACCUACCAUGCCGGGCCCAGGAGAGCAGGUGCGUCCCCCAGUCUGAGUCCUGUCAGCUCCCCCAGCCACAGUCCUCAAGGGGGAGGUCUCUCCUCCCAGGUCACGCGCCCCCCGGUGGAGUUCCCCGACACAGCUGACUUCCUCACCAAGCCCAGCGUCAACCUGCACAAGCCCCUGGGCUACAUCCUCAGCUCCGCUGACUUCCAAGGGCCUUACCGCAGCCCCGCGGCAAUGUGCACCAGCUGUGGUCGUCAGAUGCUGAAGAACAUGCCCAGUAUGGAGGCGGGGGAGGGACACCUGCCAUUCACUGGUCAUGCUGAGGCCCAGCGCAGACGCUCAGCAGGUGAGGGGUCAGAGUUCAUGGGGGAGGCACUGAUCAGGGAGGAGAGUGUGGAGGCCGAGUCGAUGGGGGACAGGAAUCCAGACGCAAGGAGCCGGGGCCAGACAGACGAGGAGGAGCAGAGCGCCACCACAGAGCAGCAGACUCAGGAAACAGAGGGUGAGUUCAGACUAGACCCCCUGCUGGAGAACCACGAUGACCUCAUGGAGAAGAUCAACAGCUGGAACUUCCAGAUCUUUGACCUGAUGGACAGAACAGGAGGGAAGACAGGAAGAAUACUCAGCUACGUCAGUACAACCACAUACCAACCAUAUAGCAACCAUCAUCUAUCUGUCAUACGCCAUGAUCUGUUACAUCAGGUGACCUACACUCUGUUCCAGGACACUUGUCUGUUUGAAAUGUUUAAGAUCCCUGUGAGGGAGUUCAUGUCCUAUUUCUGUGCUCUGGAGAACGGCUAUAGGGACAUUCCCUAUCAUAACCGGGUCCAUGCCACUGACGUGCUCCAUGCUGUCUGGUACCUGACUACCCGGCCUGUCCCAGGAUUCCAGCAGAUCCACAAUGAGCAUGUGACAGGAAGUGACACAGAUUCAGACAGUGGGAUCUCCCCGGGCCGGGUAUCAUACGCCUCCUCCAAGAGCUCGUCCAUCUCUGACGACAACUACGGCUGCCUGGCGUGGAACAUCCCUGCUCUGGAACUCAUGGCACUAUAUGUAGCAGCUGCCAUGCAUGACUAUGACCACCCCGGUCGCACAAACGCCUUCCUCGUAGCCACUAACGCAGCUCAGGCGGUGUUGUAUAAUGACCGUUCGGUCCUGGAGAACCACCACGCUGCUUCAGCCUGGAGCCUCUACCUGUCCCGGCCAGAGUUCAACUUCCUGGCCAACCUGGACCACGUGGAGUUCAAACGUUUUCGCUUCCUGGUCAUCGAGGCCAUCCUCGCCACAGACCUGAAGAAGCACUUUGACUUCCUCGCCGAGUUCAAUUCAAAGGUGAAUGAUGUGAACAGUCCAGGAAUCGACUGGACUAAUGAGAAUGACCGGCUGCUGGUGUGCCAAGUCUGCAUUAAGCUGGCAGACAUCAACGGGCCAGCCAAAGGACGCGAUCUGCACCUCAAGUGGACAGAAGGCAUUGUCAAUGAGUUUUAUGAGCAGGGGGAUGAGGAAGCCACUUUGGGAUUACCCAUGAGCCCUUUCAUGGACCGCUCCUCUCCCCAGCUGGCCAAGCUGCAGGAGUCCUUCAUCACACACAUCGUGGGGCCGCUCUGCAACUCGUACGACGCCGCUGGCCUGCUCCCUGGCUACUGGAUCGACGAGGAGCGCUCUGAGGAUGAGGAUGAGGAAGAGCAGGUGGAGGACACAGAGACUGACGAAGACGAGCUGGAGGAGGAGCUCGAACCAAAAAGGAGAAACGGCCGGCGUCAGCUGUUCUGCAACAUCAUGCAGCACCUGACAGAGAACCACAAGGUGUGGAAGAAGACCAUCGAGGAGGAGGAGAAGAGCAAGGAGAAGCAGCAGGCCGACAGCCUGCCUCUCAGCCUGUCCCCUUCGCCCUCCGACGACCAGAUCCAGGUCAUUCAGGAGGAGGAGGAAGGAGAGGAGCGCCAGUAGCAUGAUGAAGAAGAGGAGGGACAGAGCCAGGAUGCUCGGCAAGGGCGGAACAGUGAAGGCGAAAGUCCUUCAACUCCUCCCUCUUACACGCUCACACAAAAAUAUUUAUACACAACACAUAGGUGCACACACGUACUAUAGACAUAUACACAAACACAUACACACACAGGAUGACCCUGCUGGAUCUCCACACGUUGAAAUUGUCACUGUGCCGACACGCUAAUGCAGUCAUGUUGUUUUGAAAAAAGGCCUUACUACUGUGAGGGGAUUCUUGCUGCAAUGGUGGGAACCCCACUCCUAUGCACUUUCACCCCAUGGAGAGUAGACCAAGAACAAACACCAGAGCUGAGGACACUGGUGUGGAGAGGAAGAGAGAAAAAGGGUCUGGAUGUGCCCCCCAUGGUGAUCUGGCUGUAAUGCUGCCUUGAACGCAGAGCACUUAACUCUCCCUUCGGUACUAAAACAAAUCCUAUGAUUUCAAAUAAAGGAAAAUAAAAAACACCUUGACGUGGUUGACAUCCGUUACCAAAGCGAACAGUUCAAACGUGGAAACAAGAGACUGAGACUGUUUCAGGCUCACUGUCAGGAAUAUUCUAGAUUUAUAUAUCAAAUGUGCCUGUCUGAACCUUUACUGAGUCCCCUGGUCCAGACCCUAGGUUGGUCUGUGCAGUCCUCUCCCCUUGCUGGAGACACCAAACACUGUAUCACUGACUCAGUCACAGAGACGUUGUGGAGAUGUUGACUGAAAAUGAGCAUUAUACCUGCAUCGUUUUUGAUGCCUUUUAUUCAUGUGUACCACCUGCCUUUUAUGUUUCCUUCUUUUUUUUAUUGGUUUAAUUUAGUUGGCGUGAGCGUGUGUAUGUGUGUGUGUUUUCUUCAGGAACGCUUGGUCGCAAGUCAUUGAAAUGUUGUCGGAGAUGAGAUGUUCUCUGUUGUUCCAAUGGAGUGCUGUUCCAAUGGAGUGCUGUUCCAAUGGAGUGCUGUUCCAAUGGAGUGCUGUUCCAAUGGAGUGCUGUUCCAAUGGAGUGCUGUUCCAAUGGAGUGCUGUUCCAAUGGAGUGCUGUUCCAAUGGAGUGCUGUUCCAAUGGAGUGCUGUUCCAAUGGAGGGAUGUUCCAAUGGAGUGCUGUUCCAAUGGAGGGAUGUUCCAAUGGAGUGCUGUUCCAAUGGAGGGAUGUUCCAAUGGAGUGCUGUUCCAAUGGAGUGCUGUUCCAAUGAAGGGAUGUUUUUUUCUUUUGAUUAUAUCUAUUUUUUCCACGGUUACUCAGGAUUCUCGUGAAGUUGAAUAAUUAUUUUGCAAGAAUUUAAGUAAUUGACUUUAAAACAAAGAUAAUUAAAUCUCGGUGAUUGAAAUAGUUUUUAAGCUUUGUAAGAACAACUAGAAAAACAAACACAUUCAAGCAAUUGAACUGCUCCUCUGUGAUAGAGCAAAGUAUGUCCUGUGUUUCUGUCAAACUCCGCUGCCCCGCAGGCAGCGCCGUUGGCUUGAUCUUCUAAAGACCUCACUGUAGAAUUGGGAUCCUUGAUUGUCAGUUGACUGUAAAAGACCUGUUUGCAGCAAGGCAACAUUUUGUACAGUAAAAUCCCAUGAUUAUUCAUGUACCAGUAUAGGUAAAGGUGUUUUUGAGUGCAUUGCUGUUGGCAUUGUUUUUACACAUACUCUGUCUAGCUAACCUCUUCAUUUCAUUUGUCAUUCUACAGACACUGAUGUUUUGACAAAAACUAUAGAUCUUUGCCAAACCCACAACCAGGCCAGGACUUAAGUAAUCCAGGUUUUCACCUUUGUUUUGGUUUUAUAGUGUCCUAUUCUCUGUACCAUAAGACGGUGUAAUACUAAUGGUUCUAUAUUUCUCUCUGUAAAAACUCUAGGCAUUCCACUAGAAAAAGAGUUUAAUGAAAGAGAUGGCAGACCUGCAAGCCGAACUCACUUAUCACCCUAUUAAGUCAUUUUCUCUGGAGAAGGAAGUUCUCAAAUAGGCAGUGUAAUUCAAGCUAGUAUAUUUAAAGACAAAAAAUAUAUAUAUAAAUGUCCACAUUUUACUACCAAACAAGUGUUUAGCUCUGCACAAAAAAAUAUCUGCAUAUAAAUAUAGUGUAUAAAUAUAUUAUAUUUUUUAAUUAAUCAACAGAAUGCAUCUGUUUUCUACACACAGCUGACAUAUUGUACAGUGAGACCCUGUAAUUCUCAUCCUGUUUCCAGAGUUUUUAUCUGAUACUACAGAUGUUGAACUGUGGGGUUUGGUGUUUUUCUUUUGGGUUCAGCAUCUCCCUGCUCCUUAUCAUAACCACUUUCUCAACUCUUGUGUCUUGUGUUGUCUACUCAGUCCACCCAACCAGUGCCAAACUGUCCCUGCUCACUGCCCAACCUCUGGGCCCUCAUACACUGGGCAUGCUAUGGUUGGACCCAGAGGUCUCUCUGAGCUCCAUGUCCCACAGCAGGCUCAAAGUGAUGCUGGUGAACCCAGCCCAGGUGUUGUAUGAGAGCUCACGACUCCUAACCGUGGCCCUUCAGUCCGUUCGGGUUGAGCGACACUGCAUCUCUUAAGUUCUGAUGGUGAAUUGUGAUGCCUCUGCCACCUCCCCCCACAUUGUAUGGCUCAUUAUGUUGUAAAGGUUUGUUUGUUGGCUUGUCACUGUGCAGUCUCACGAACCACAGUGUCCUCUAAUGUUCUUGUCAUAAAAGUCUCUAUGAAUGGCUGUUACCCUUAUGUAGCAUUGAGAUAUUGUAUGUGUUUUAACUGUUCAACCAUAUCAAAAUUGUGGGGGAAAU
Oncorhynchus kisutch (coho salmon) is the source of this 6336-nucleotide messenger RNA. RefSeq names its product phosphodiesterase 3B (gene pde3b). The record is from RefSeq and is a predicted model, not a curated record. Bases 206 to 3568 code for a protein of 1120 amino acids. Gene Ontology annotation, molecular function: 3',5'-cyclic-nucleotide phosphodiesterase activity. The transcript has 16 exons. Gene Ontology annotation, biological process: signal transduction. Lineage: Eukaryota; Metazoa; Chordata; Actinopteri; Salmoniformes; Salmonidae.